AUGGACACAAUCUGGAAACUUGACUCGAAGGCGCGUCCCCGUGGAGCGUCCAACUACGCUUCUGUUCAGACAAAUGUGGGAGGCGUCGGUGCCAAUCUUGCAAUCGCUGUGGCGCGUUCUGAUCUGUCUCGUAGACCAACUUUCAUCACAACAAUUGGUGACGACUCGGCCGGCGCCUUUUUAGAGAACCGACUUUCGAAAGAGCUAAAUCUCAUAAAACAAGAUGUAAAAGAAGGCUCAAGAUCUGGACAGUACAUGUGCGUAGUGGAAGACGAUGGCGAAAUCCACGUUGCUGCUCAAGACAUGGAAAUUUCAAAUCAAUUUGCAAUCGAUACCGAGGUCAAGCGGCGGAUAGAAUCUUGUAAAACAAUUUUGCUUGAUUUCAAUCUUCAGCCGAAAAUGGCAGAUGUAGACGAUAUGUUCGGUGAUGAGCCCAUCGUGGUCAAGCCGAGUUUAAGUGAGGUAAAUGGGGACUCAAAAAUUGAUUCGGGGGAACCAACGCCUGUUGUGCCAGUUGCCGCUGAUGACAACAAAAUGGAAACGGAAGAAAAUGUGGAAAACGGGCAAUCUGGCGCUGAAGUCAUUACAAUCGAAGAUUCUAACCAGAAUGGAGUGGAAGCAAAAGCAACAGAUAAAAAGAAUGAAAUAGAACCAUACGUCUCAGAAACGAACAUUGUUCAGGUGAACAACGUCACUACAAAAGCAACGGAAGAGCAAAUGAGUGUAUUAUUCAGUUUCAUCGGGCCCAUUACAGACAUUGCCUUGUACCCAAAGUAUGACGUCUCACUCGUCCAGAACAAAGUCUGUUUCGUGAAGUUCCAGUCGAAGGCAGACGUUGUUGUUUCCCUCCAUCUCAGCAAUACUGUCUUUAUCGACCGUGCGCUUCAGGUGAAGGAAUGGAAGGACGAGUGGCCAGAUGAGUCCGAGGCGAUUAUCUACUGCACGCCCCAAGAUGUCGUCAAGAACAUGAACCUAGGAGACGGACUGGAUGCUACUUCGACCGCGCUGACUCUCUUCAACAAUCCGCGUUUGAUGACGACUGUGAAUGCGCAAUCGGCGGAUGAGUUUAGACGACAAAUUUGCGUUGGAAACGUUCAUGAAAUCGUAACAGAUGAACAGGUGAAACAAUACUUUGAAUCCUACUCUGGAAAAGUCGACCGGGUGGAAUUCCAUGAGCUUCGAAAAGGAAGAAAGACUGAAAUGGACAAGGACGAUGUUGGACACCAAGUGCGCUACUGCACUGUUGUGUUUUCUGAUGCAUCUUCUGUUGGUGCAGCUCUUCAACUUGAUGGAAACAUGUUCGCUGGAAUUCCGAUAUCAAUCAAGCACACGAAAUACUCUGACAUCAAACACGACGCUGCUCCAGAUGCAAUGAGCAAGCUUGACCGAGACUUUGGUAGCAAAAAGAAGAAGUCUAGAUCACGAUCAAGAUCAAGAUCUCGAAAGAAAAGCUCAUCCCGCCGUCGAUCUAGGUCACGCGACCGUGAUCGCCGCCGCCGAGAACGAUCACGCUCUAGAGACCACAAGAAAAGUAGUAAAAAGAGUCGUAAACGAUCUCGAUCGCGAAAACGCUCCCGACGCUAG
Messenger RNA from Oikopleura dioica, 1584 nucleotides. Lineage: Eukaryota; Metazoa; Chordata; Appendicularia; Copelata; Oikopleuridae. The record is from the annotation of a GenBank genome assembly.